Messenger RNA from Pyrenophora tritici-repentis Pt-1C-BFP, 1278 nucleotides. Its product is annotated as putative homoserine kinase type II (protein kinase fold). Gene Ontology annotation, biological process: phosphatidylethanolamine biosynthetic process. Gene Ontology annotation, molecular function: ethanolamine kinase activity. The record is from RefSeq and is a predicted model, not a curated record. NCBI's taxonomy places the organism in Eukaryota, Fungi, Ascomycota, Dothideomycetes, Pleosporales, Pleosporaceae. Gene Ontology annotation, cellular component: cytoplasm.
AUGAGCAAGGCAAAGUCACCCUACGAUUCGCUGCGGAACAUACCGCUGUACUACGACCACUCCGACUCGUACAACUCGGCCCUCGACCUCAUACUUGCUCUGCGGCCGGAAUGGCGCGACACCAAGGACACAAUUGAAUUCACAAAGUUUACCGAUGGCAUCACAAACACGCUUUUGAAGGCGGUGAACAAGCUACCCGGUCUUUCCAAGACAGAGGUAGACGACGAUGCGAUACUACUGCGCGCAUAUGGCAAGGGAACCGACGUCCUCAUAGACCGCGAGAAGGAGACACGCUCACACUCGCUUCUCGCGCGCCACAACCUCGCACCCUCUCUUUACGCCCGGUUUGAAAAUGGUCUCCUAUACAAGUUCAUUCAAGGCAGCGUGUGUACGCCCGCUGAUCUACGUCGGCCAGAGGUAUGGCGAGGUGUAGCUCAGAGGCUAGGGGAAUGGCAUGCCACAUUACCUAUAUCGAGUAUUAGCAGCACAUGUCCUGCGCCCGCACAACUCAGAUCACAAGACAACAAGCGUGAGUCUCUGGCUGCCAUGGCUACACUCACGCCAGGCAAACCUAUUCCGAAUGUAUGGACUACUAUGCAGAAAUGGAUCCUUGCGUUGCCAACCAGCACCACGGCGCAGCUGGACAGGCGAGACGAGCUGAUGCAUGAGCUCGAGAGCUUGACUGAGCUUCUAGGUGAUACACCUGGCAUCGGCGGCUCUAACCCCUUUGUCUUCGCCCAUUGCGACCUCCUCUCAGGCAAUGUGAUCAUCGAGCCAGAGCCCUCGUCGGCGGCAGUCUCGCGCCGCUCAAGCGCUUCAAGCGGCUCCGACGAGCCCGAGACGGCCGCCGCAUGUGUAUCUUUUAUCGACUACGAAUAUGCCACGCCUGCGCCCGCCUCAUUUGACAUUGCAAACCACUUUGCCGAGUGGGGCGGCUUCGAGUGCGACUACUCAGCCAUGCCCACACGCACCACCCGCCGCGCUUUUCUAAGCGAGUACCUUCGCAGCUUCUGCGCACACCAGAAUACGUCUUACAAUGCCGCUGAACUCGAGGAGCUGUUUGACCAAGUCGACAGGUUCCGCGGUGUUCCGGGCUUUUACUGGGGCAUAUGGGCCUUGAUUCAAGCGCAAAUCUCCCUCAUCGACUUUGACUAUGCCAAUUAUGCAGAGGUUCGCCUGGGUGAGUACUUUGCGUGGAAGAAGACGCUUGGUGGUGGCCGGGAGGAGGACAAUGAGCGCAUAAUACUACGGGAGAAGGUUUGGGCCCAGGAUGAGUGA